AUGUAUGCCCAUCAAUUGAUAUGUUUAAUUGCCGGAGGUUUUUUAAAUAUUGGUUGCGAUACUCUCAUCUGUGGAUUAUUGGUUCACAUUUGCUGUCAAAUUGAAAUAUUGACUUAUCGUUUGAAAAAUAUUGUAUCUUAUUCAAAUGUACUUCGCGAUUGUGUAUAUCAACAUUAUCAUAUCUUCAGACUUGCGUUUAUUGUAAAUGCGAAAUUUAGGUUAACUAUUGCUAUUCAAUUUGUAACUAGUACGUUGGUGGUUUGCUUCAGUCUUUAUCAAUUGAGUACAGCAACAACAAAAGCCAAAUAUAUUGAGAUGAUAUUAUAUAUAUCUUGCAUGUUAACAGAAAUAUUCUUCUAUUGCUGGUAUGGUAACGAAUUAAAAAUAAAGUUACUUAAGACGUCGUAUUCCACAUACAACUUACUUCAACAAAUACGGCAAUAACUGUAUAAGAAGCUAAUAGAAUUAAUGUACUCAUAUCAAACAAGAUAAAAUUAUGGAAGCAGCAGGAAGUAAAGAAAAAUGAUAUACGCAAUUAGUAACAUAAUUAGUAUUUAACGUUUCUCCAUUACAUAUAUUGUUAUAAAAAAUAGAUUACCUAAAUAUAUAAUUUAUUC
This is a messenger RNA of Acromyrmex echinatior (Panamanian leafcutter ant), 617 nucleotides long. Its product is annotated as odorant receptor 4-like. NCBI's taxonomy places the organism in Eukaryota, Metazoa, Arthropoda, Insecta, Hymenoptera, Formicidae. The record is from RefSeq and is a predicted model, not a curated record. Gene Ontology annotation, molecular function: olfactory receptor activity; odorant binding. Gene Ontology annotation, biological process: detection of chemical stimulus involved in sensory perception of smell; sensory perception of smell. Gene Ontology annotation, cellular component: plasma membrane.